Penicillium salamii is the source of this 882-nucleotide messenger RNA. NCBI's taxonomy places the organism in Eukaryota, Fungi, Ascomycota, Eurotiomycetes, Eurotiales, Aspergillaceae. The record is from the annotation of a GenBank genome assembly.
AUGGCUACUUACGCAACUUGUCACGAAGUUGGCCCGCUCUGUCCUGUGGAAUUGACAACAUAUGGCUACUAUCCCAACUUUGGCGGCAACGUCUUUUUCACAGUCUUCUUUGGUAUCCUUGGGAUAGCUCAGACCGGUCUCGGUGUUUACUAUCGGACAUGGACGUUCCUGACUGCGCUAUUGAUUGGCACGUUUAUGGAAAUGGCGGGGUAUAUCGGACGAGUUCUCAUGAAUGAUAAUCCCUGGUCUGGGCCUGCGUUCAAACUCCAAAUCGUGUGCCUGGUGCUGGCACCUACCUUCGUCGCUGCCGGCGUUUAUCUGACCUUGAAGCACAUCAUCCUGUCCCUUGGACCCGAACAUUCCGCCCUCAAGCCACGUCUUUUCACCUGGAUCUUCAUUGGCUGUGAUAUCGGAUCACUCAUCUUGCAGGCUGCCGGAGGAGGUGUGGCUGCGGCCGCUGGAAAUGACGACAUGGACAUGCUCCAGGCGGGAGACAAUAUCAUCAUCGCUGGUAUCGCGUUCCAGGUCGCCACGAUGGCUGUGUGUGGAGUCUUUGCCGUCAUCUUCUUUGUGCGAUUGUUCAAGCGCGGCGAUGGAUUCGCAGGCGAGAAGAGUCUCGACACGGGCCUUUCGACCAUCGUCCCCAAGUGGAUGCCAUUUGUUGUUGGUGCCGAGGUCUUUGCCUACUUCACCGUUUUGAUUCGGUGUAUCUAUCGGUUGCCCGAGAUGGCUGGAGGUUGGGGAAACCCUUUGAUGCAGAAGGAGAACGAGUUCCUCGUUCUGGAUGGAAUGAUGAUCGCUCUGGCUUGCUUGGCCAUGACUCUCUUCCACCCCGGCAUCUUCCUCCCAUCGCUGCGCUAUCCGGCCAAGGCUCGCGCAUGA